Molecule: messenger RNA, 305 nt
Organism: Racocetra persica
Lineage: Eukaryota; Fungi; Glomeromycota; Glomeromycetes; Diversisporales; Gigasporaceae
Source: the annotation of a GenBank genome assembly
ACAAACCAUCAGAACUAAAAGAAGAACUCAGAGCAUACUUCUCUAUUACAGAUCCAAAACAACUAAAAGAUCUGCGAUUUUACAAAAGAAAACUUAUCAACCACUACAACUUCACAAAAAUACCACUAACCUACUUCGCUCUAUCUUCAGAGAGAGAACCUUUACUACUAACCUACCAUGAAUUAAAUAGCAGAGUCAGACACUUCUUCCCUAUUGACCCAUCACUCAAAGAAACAAAUAUCCGAAAUAUAGCAGAGAUACUUAGAAAAUAUUACAAGUUCAGAAGCAUACCAAAUGAUUUCUUC